Molecule: messenger RNA, 1879 nt
Organism: Caenorhabditis sp. 36 PRJEB53466
Lineage: Eukaryota; Metazoa; Nematoda; Chromadorea; Rhabditida; Rhabditidae
Source: the annotation of a GenBank genome assembly
AUGUCAAGGUACAGGCUGCGGAAGGCUAGAAGCAACUGGCCGAUGGGCAAUGAUAACGGACGGUGGGAACCUCCUCCAAUCCACCACAACGGUGAACUUUUCAACCUCAUUAUGAACUAAGAAUAUAAUUUUCAGAACUGCUCCCUUCCGCCGAAAUAGUGGAGACUGCUCCAAUUCAAGCGUCCGUCCCGGAAGACGUUCCGUAUGAAGGCGGUCCUUUGAAUAUGAGGGGAUUUAUGUAUCAUCCGCGGACCAAAAAGUACUACAAAAUGACGAAUGAUCCGUCGCUACCGCAAGGAUUCUCGAGAGCCGAUUUAGACAGGAUGGAGAAGGCGAGAGAGGCUAAAAUUCAGGCGAAUCGACCAAGAUUCACGUCGGGAUCAUUUGUGAAGCGUCCUGUUUACAAGCCGAUCAGUCUGCUGAUGAAUGGUGAGAUUUUCAUGGAAUAUCAGGGAAUAAAUUCUCUUUUUCCAGAUCUGACCCUGGGCCGUUGCACCAUUUCCAGAGCGGAACGGCACAUCCAUGAGAGCCGUCUUUUGAACUGCAGUCCAAUUCCGUCCUUCACCAUCCGGACUCCAAUCGAUCACUACGACAUUGCGGGCUGCGAGUUCCUCGACGUUGCUGAUGGUGGAGACCGUAUCGUCGGCACAUUCACUGUCAAAGCUGACGGUCCGACUCCCCAACACUCUGCUGUUUAUGUCUUCGAAACUGAUUCCAUUGGGGACACCAUUCAGUGAGCUGUUUAUUCAUUUACUUUGUUAUUCAAUCUCAUCCUCGUUCCAGGUCUGAAUGCGAGCGUCGUGAGGCGUGGGAGAUGACUCCGUUCCGUUGCCGUCCAGCCAAUCGCGGAUUCAACAUUCUCGGAAUGACUGUUCAGCCGAUGCUCAAUGACGACGGAAUAUUCGAUGAACCGUCGUAUUUGGACUACGCGGUCACGCGUUUCGAAUCGUUCAUUGUCGAUCAGACACUGGCGAGAGUGGACGCGGAUGUCACCUGCAUGCUGACUGUAACCGCCAGCGAUUCGUAAGUUCUCAGUUGAUCAACUGCCAAACGCUGAUAUCUUUCCAGUGUAAACCGUCACGGAGCCGUCUGCUCUCACUGUACCGUCCAUCUCGAGCCACUCGCUGAGCUCAGUAACCCAGAGGCGACUCCCACUUUGAACUCUCCGAUCUACAACAAACGAUGGCGCGAGAAGGGAAACAUCUGGAGUGUUGGCUGGAAUGCGCCCCAAAUGUCGAUUGGAUUCGGCCUGGAGUCCUGCUUCCGCUUUGAAAAUCUGCUCACCGAUCGCAGUUUUCUAAUGUCGAGUCGAAAGAAAAACGUGCUCACUCAUUGUUUCUCGGUCGACGGCAAUCUUGUUUAUAUGGGGCUCCGUGGAGACGACGUCAUCAAGUCAGACCUCCGAAUGGAUCGAGAUCAUAUCACCGGACAGCUGAAUGGAGCACGCUCGUCGACUUUCGUGCGAGUUCUCGAGAAGAGCCGCCCGGAAUGCGUCGUCACCGAGGGAUUCGAUUCGCUCAUCAGAAUGUGGGAUUUCCGUUGGCCGAAGAAACCGACGAUGGAGAUGCACGGACACCGCAACAACUGCAAUCGUCUCAACGUUUUCUUCGACAGAGAUGAACGCUUUGUAUUUGCCGGUAAAAAUUGCCUGUCUUUGGAUGUGCGUUAUAACGAAAUUAUUUCAGCUGGAUCGGACGGAUACGUUCGUGGAUGGUCGCUCGUUUCUGGUGAUAUGCUGUGCUCCAUAAGAUCCCCGGACCCAUCCAACCCGAUCUUCCCACGGGCAGUCUACUCGGACUGCUGGGGCGGACGCCCUGGCAACGCCGCUCUGAUCAUGGCCGUCGGCGACAGUAUGCGAGUGCACACUCUCGAACUUUGA